CGGCCCGCGGUGACGUCACGCGCGCGCCGCGGGUGGGCCUGGCCGCGCCACGUCGGCUCCCGGCGGCCGCGCCCCCUCCCCGGCGGUGGCGCUCACUCUGCUCGCGCGGUCCCGGCGCUUCACGCGCGCGCGUUGCUCUCCCGCCGGCUCCCCGGCGCUCACACCCGCGCUCACUCGCGCACUCCCGUCUGGCCCGAGAACCGCGCCGCCGCCUCAGCCCCGCGGAAGCCCCGCCGCGCCAUGUCUUCGCCUCCCGAAGGAAAACUAGAGACUAAAGCUGGACACCCGCCCGCCGUGAAAGCUGGUGGAAUGAGAAUUGUGCAGAAGCACCCACAUACUGGAGACACCAAAGAAGAGAAAGACAAGGACGACCAGGAAUGGGAAAGCCCCAGUCCCCCUAAACCAACUGUGUUCAUCUCUGGGGUCAUUGCCCGGGGUGACAAAGACUUCCCCCCGGCGGCUGCACAGGUGGCUCACCAGAAGCCGCAUGCCUCCAUGGACAAGCAUCCUUCCCCGAGAACCCAGCACAUCCAGCAGCCACGCAAGUGAGCCUGGACCCCACCAGCCUCCCCAGUGGCCCCAUCUCUGCUGCACCUGGCAUUUCCCCAACAGAGAGAACCAGCACUUUCUCCCAAAUCCCACUCUACUGGGAAAUCUAAGGCAAAAAGAGGUACUCUGUCCUUUGCCUUAUAUUUCCAUAUUUGAAGCUAGAGAUGGCUCCAGCCCGAACCUUGUUUAUGGGGAGUCUGGUUGGAUGUCAUUUGAGGAUAAUUGUGCCCCCAGAGGUGCCAUUAGCAAAACUUGCCAAGAUCCGAGGAAAACUGUAGCUUUAGUUCUAUUUCAGCAGUCAUCUGAUAGCCUCGUCUGUGGUCUUCAAAACAAGAAGGCACAAAUUUGAGAGGAUCAGAUUAAGGUUAAGAGAAAAGCUCAUUCAUUGCAUGCUUUUUAGUAUUAGGACGAUAAAAUCUCAACACCUACGGGAGAGAAAAUAAGGGAAUUCCUGUCUAGAGAAUUUCCUGUCUAGAGGAAAUAAGGGAAUUCGUUUGGGUGGCCCAUCAGGCCCUUAGAGGCAGGGAACAACGCCGAAUUUCCCUCCCUUGAGAUGGGGGAUCCUGUGCAGGCUGAUGAGGCACACUCAAGAAAAGCCAAAAGCAUACGUCUUAGAAAUAGCCCCUCAAUUCCAGGAGGCAGCAUGCCCAAAAUUGAGGUUGGAGGCAGGUGGCUCCGAGGGAGGCCUUCUGGAAUGAGGUCUCGGCGGCAGGCCCAGCAUUGCCUCAGACCAGACGGGCUCCACCAGGAGUUGAAGCAAGGCUGGCCUUUCGGGAAUCACCUCCUGAGCCACUUCAGAGUUCUGGAAGUGCCCACGGCCCAGGGUCAAGGAAUAGACUUCUAGCUCAUUCUGGAACAUGUGAGCCAGAGAGUCGGAAGCUUGGAAAGACCAGUUAAAAAACCUGCCCUUUGUCUCCCUAGGGACAUGGAAUACCACAUUCCAUUUGUGCUAGAAAAACCUAUUCACUGGUGAGUCUAACUGCCCCAAAUGCCUCCCGCCUGUGUGCACGGCUGCCCGGGCCGUCGUCACUUGGGCACGUCAGGUGGUCUUCUGAUUUUUAGAUGAAUUUCCUGUCUAGAGGUGUCCUAGUCUGCCCACUGGCUGGUAGCAGUAGCAUCUCCGAAAAGCAAGAGGGCUCACUUAGACAAAACUCCAGUGCUUGUGGAGGGCCCGACUGUCCUGGUCACCCUCAGCGGAUCUGCUGCAGGUCAGCAACUGUGCCGUGGCCAACCAGCAGCCUUUCCAGUACCAUCUGCCAGCUGGUGAGGGCAGAGGCAGACCUGGUCAGACCCAGCGGCCGCUCCUCCGUGAGGGAGCAUGGCACAGCGUCACAGACCUGGUCAGACCCAGUGGCCGCUCCUCCGUGAGGGAGCAUGGCACGGCCUCACACUUGAAAGGCAGUGUUUGGUUUCCCGUCUCACCUUCUUAAGGGAAGCCGACGCAUACCCUUCAAGGCCCUGUCACCACCUAUUUCCUCGUCAAUUGGCAUAUAGUGAGGGUGGCUUUUAGAGACCCAGGCUUGGUUGGCAGUGCUGCUGUGGAGCACCCCAGCAGGCACCUUCCGCCUGCCUUUCAGAGCCAGCACCCAGGAGGGAUGCCACCCUCCCGAAACACCAGGUCAGCCCGUGCAGACCCCUGCCCCUGCCGCUGCAGAAAUCCAGAAGCGUCCUUAGUGCUGCUCAGGCUUCAGCGAAAGGGAGGGCUGUUCUUUCCAGAGGUGCCUUUCUUUAUGUUCUGUUAGCUGGAUCUGGCAUGCAUCCGUGAGCUUUAGAUCAUUACAUCCAAAUUGUUUGCCUAAAUGAGUUUAUCAGUUGUUAACUCGAAGAAUAUUAAUUGUUGCUAAUAAAGCUCCUGCAUUUCUCUCC
Saimiri boliviensis boliviensis (Bolivian squirrel monkey) is the source of this 2415-nucleotide messenger RNA. It is a transcript of the gene DAP, whose product is annotated as death associated protein. Gene Ontology annotation, biological process: negative regulation of autophagy; cellular response to amino acid starvation; apoptotic signaling pathway. Gene Ontology annotation, molecular function: death domain binding. Lineage: Eukaryota; Metazoa; Chordata; Mammalia; Primates; Cebidae. The record is from RefSeq and is a predicted model, not a curated record.